AUGGAUUCUGAGAGUGAAACGGGUGAAAGAGGGAAAAGAAUGAAGAGGAGAAGGGAGAAAUCACCGACAAUAUCGAGCUCGUCGAGUAGUGGACCAUCCAGGAAACGAACAGCUCGAAUGGAGGAACGAGAAGAGAAUGAGACGAGGCAAAAACAACUUUUGUGUGCCCAAGAAGACCGUGCCCCGACGCGUCUUCAAAUAACAAAGAUUUCCCGUCGCCGGCCUUUAGUCGUGGAGCUGCUCGGUGGGCUCGCUUCACACGAGGGCGGCCUUUCCGAGCCACCGCUCCCCAAGAAGCCCAGGAUGCAAUGUGCGCUGAGCCCGCCCCUCGCGGGCGCGGCUGGGGCUGCAACGGCGACAACGCGAUCCGUCGCGCAACGGCUCAAGGAAUCUUCGCUCAAGGAUGGUCCAGCUGCCAUCCCCUCAUCUCAACGUCCAUCUACCUCAGGCGGUCGUUCACCCCGUUCAACGGCUGUCAAUCAAUCUGCCAAACCGGGCCCAGCACUUAAUCGUCGUCAACAGAACACCAUUCGAAUCAUUGCUCAAUAUCUCAGGGAUCUUGGAUUACAUGAAUCGGUCGAAUCAUUGGUGGAAGAGAGUGGCUGUAAAGUGGAGAAUGCGCACGCGGUUCGGCUACGAGAAGCGAUUCUACGCGGCAAUUGGAACGAGGCGCUGAACGUUCUCGACAAAUCCUAUCAAUUUCUCUCGGAGACCGACCUCGAUUCGGCGAAAUUGAUCCUUUUUGAGGAAAAAUUCUACGAUCUCUUGAGUAGAGGAGAGCUUCCAUUGGCUUUAAAGCUUCUACGCGAGGAUUAUCCGAACAAGAAAAAUCUCCGAGGUCGGAAAACAUUGCUGUCGAAUUUACUCUUCAUGGAUGCAAAAGAGCAAAACAAGAAUCAGGAAAUUCAAAAGCAUAAAUCAAAGAAUGGGGCCUGGAGAAAGCAGUUGGCGACGAGAAUCCAGCGACAACUCGAUCCGUCAUACAUUUUGCCGUCGAAACGGCUUGAGCAUUUGACGGAACAGGCCUGGAAAUACCAAAUCUCCCAAUGCAACCUCCACUUCCAAGGAGACAACGACGGCAUCGAUCCUGACGCCAUUUUCAAAAACCAUAGAUGUUCGGCCAAGGAUCGGCCAUUGUUCAGAGCACAACAGCUUCUCCCCAAGCAUUCAACUGAAGUGUGGUGUCUUGAGUUUUCGCCUGAUGGAAGCAAAAUCGCGAGCGGCUCACGGAAUGGAGAAGUAUUCGUUUGGCCGGUCGAUGCCCGUGCUCGUAGCCUCGGUGAUCCGAUGCGUUUCCGUCAUAAUUCUGGAGAAGCGAUCACUUGUUUGGCGUGGAGUCAUGAUGGCCGAUUGUUGGCCGUGAAUGGGAAUGAUCGAUUGACGGACGGAGAUGCAGCCGUCUACGACACGCAGAGCAAUUGCACGGUUUUUCGUCGAUUGAAACCGUACAACACGAUGAAUUCGAUGACGACAUUCACCACUCUCUCCUUCUACAAGGGAAACAAGUACAGGAUCUUUGCCGCAAAUCGACAUGGACAGAUACAAUUACAUGAUCUCAACCAACAAGAUUCCUAUUGUGGUGGCUUUGACGGUUAUCGAGUCAUUUGGUUGUAUGCGAUGCAAAACGGAAGUUGUAUAGCGGCGGACACACAUCAACGAAUUCGACAGUACAAUUUCUCGACAAAACUCGAUAUCACGUUGAUGCAAGAGGAAUCGGCCAUUCAGAAUUGUGCGAUUCAUGACGAUGAGAGAUACCUCAUGGUGGUGACCGAAAAAAACGGGCUCCGAGUCUGGGACUUGGAAACGCGAACGUUGAUCCGUUCGCUGUGCGGUGUUCGGUACGACAAAAUCAUUAUCAAUCCAAGUUUUGGCGGGCCGAGUAACAUGUACGCGUGUGCUGGAUCAUUGGAUGGUUCUGUGGCUGUGUGGAAUUUGGAUAACUCGAAGCCGAUGGCUCGUUUGGAGAGAGUGCAUAGAGGGAUGGUGAAUGCCGCAAAAUGGAGUCCGUCUGAUGAGGCUCUGCUUGUGACAGCCGGCGAUGAUAUGCAUCUUCGCGUCUUCGUCGCCAACAUGAUCUCCUGCAAUGACGGUGUCCGCCCACCGCCGAUCACCCCGAUUUUCCCGAACACUUACGGCUACGCUUUCCCCGAUAAACUUCCGAUAAAUAAUGGGGUUGAAAAAAAUGGAAAGAGUCACGACUUGUGCAUGACCACUCAACGAAGUCUUCCCAACGAUCGUCUUCUCCUCUCGAAUCCGGGCUACUCUUUA
Mesorhabditis belari is the source of this 2268-nucleotide messenger RNA. The record is from the annotation of a GenBank genome assembly. NCBI's taxonomy places the organism in Eukaryota, Metazoa, Nematoda, Chromadorea, Rhabditida, Rhabditidae.